UUUUUUCGCCAAAUGCUAGCCACCCUAACGAGAAUCCGAGACUGAUUAUUUUUCGCAAUAUAUGAAAACUCUGACAACAGGAACAUCACUAUAUUCGUUUUAGAUUGUCAGAGGAAUGUUAAACCAAGUGAGGUUUAAUCGGUGUGGUCAUUUACGUCCCUAGUGAUCCAUUAUUUGUGUUUUUUUUACUUGUAACGACGAGGGUGUUUUCUUCGGUCGCCGCCACACAGCUGAAUCGUAACAAACUCAGACAUUUUGAUAUUCGCCCCCAACAAUAACGCGCGGGUUUCGUUUGAAGGGAGACAUCGUUUUACAUUUAAACUGAGGAAGGGUAAAUGAGCAGAAAUGUCUGGCAUUGCUCUAAGCAGACUGUCCCAGGAGCGCAAAGCCUGGAGGAAAGACCACCCGUUUGGGUUUGUGGCUGUACCUACCAAGAAUCCUGAUGGAACCAUGAAUCUGAUGAACUGGGAGUGUGCCAUUCCUGGAAAGAAAGGAACCUUGUGGGAGGGAGGACUGUAUAAACUAAGAAUGCUCUUCAAAGAUGACUACCCCUCCUCGCCGCCCAAAUGCAAGUUUGAGCCACCAAUAUUCCAUCCAAAUGUCUACCCAUCUGGCACCGUGUGUCUGUCCAUCCUGGAGGAGGACAAAGAUUGGAGGCCUGCCAUCACCAUCAAACAGAUCCUGUUGGGAAUCCAGGAGCUGCUGAAUGAGCCCAACAUUCAAGACCCAGCACAAGCAGAGGCUUACACAAUUUACUGUCAGAACCGGAUGGACUAUGAGAAGCGGGUCAGGGCCCAGGCCAAGAAGUUUGCACCCGCGUAGAUCAGACUACACCGGCCUCCUCCCCGCCCCGGCCUACCAGGGAGACACACACAGGUGACAGACAGGACCACCCACUCCAACAAGAAUCCACGUUUCAGUAUUAUUUCAUAGGUGGCAUGUAAAAGAUAACCCCAACGCCGUCCAGCAAAGAAAAAAGGGGCGGGGGGGGCAAGCGUUAGUUAGAAAAAGAGGCAGGUAGGCCACCACUUUGCUUUAUCCAGUCAGUUUCAAUUCAUGUAAAUGGGAACGAGCAAAAAGCCAGAGAGUUUUCGCCUCUAGAUAAACGAGCGCAUGUACAUAUUAUAAAUAAAGACAAUUGUGGAAGUUAUGUUUUAUAUUGUUUUAGCCUGUUGACAUUUGUGUGUGGUAUUAUAACGCAGAACACAAAUUGCGUGCUAUUGUGAAAUAAACUUGAAUAAAAGAACAAUAGUCAAUGA
Molecule: messenger RNA, 1259 nt
Organism: Dunckerocampus dactyliophorus (ringed pipefish)
Lineage: Eukaryota; Metazoa; Chordata; Actinopteri; Syngnathiformes; Syngnathidae
Product: SUMO-conjugating enzyme UBC9-like
Exons: 7
Coding region: 346-822 (158 amino acids)
Biological process (GO): protein sumoylation
Cellular component (GO): nucleus
Molecular function (GO): SUMO conjugating enzyme activity
Source: RefSeq, a predicted model, not a curated record